AUCGUAUAGAAUGACCUUCAAUGUGGUUAAAUUAUAAUAUUCGAGUGGUACUCUCAUAUUACCAGUAUAAUCUUGUUACAGAUUAUAUAUUGGGAAAUUAUAUUAUUAUUGGUUGUUUUUGAUUCUCAUUAAUCUGUUACUGAAGUGUCAGCUAAUGAGAAUUUUUCACUUAAUAAUUUGGGCCAAUCAAUAUAAGAAAGUAUUGAUUGACUUAAGACCAUGUAAUUCUAAUUGCCAUGUUUCAGAAGAUAGAAACAAGCCACUGCCUAUUCCUUACCAGAUUCAAUCUCCCAGAUGUUUGAUAAAAAAAGCGUCCUCCCUUUUGCGAUGACUUUCUCUCCAUAACUUUAAUAAAGGAUUAAUAGA
Mucor mucedo is the source of this 366-nucleotide messenger RNA. RefSeq lists its product as uncharacterized. The annotation marks the transcript as partial. The record is from RefSeq and is a predicted model, not a curated record. Lineage: Eukaryota; Fungi; Mucoromycota; Mucoromycetes; Mucorales; Mucoraceae. The transcript has a single exon.